Dermacentor albipictus is the source of this 757-nucleotide messenger RNA. RefSeq lists its product as uncharacterized. The record is from RefSeq and is a predicted model, not a curated record. Lineage: Eukaryota; Metazoa; Arthropoda; Arachnida; Ixodida; Ixodidae.
UCAGGUUGCUUGCAAUCCAAGCAGCAGAGGGGACUCUACGAGUGCCCACUAAUUACUUGGCGGAUAAGUUUUGCACUUAUUCACGAACGCUCAUUUCGUUUCAUCGGAUUUCUUCGCUUGGCGGCUUUCACCUGGGCUCACUUUGGCGGCUCCAAAGACCAAGUAUGGAAACAGGAAAUGGCGGAAGUUCCCGCGAGCUGGGGCGGAAGAGAACUCGCUCAGCCUCACCGGAGCCGCUCAACUUGAUCAGGCGCCGAAACCGUGACGGCACUAUUGACUGGCGAUGGCUGGAAGAGAACUUAGGCUUGUUUCAGGAACCGGCCCCAGGUGACCGAAGCUGUGGAACGAGUCCAGUUGAAAUCGUGGACCUGGAUGCGCCAUCAACAUCACAUGGCCAGGGCAGCCUUUGGAGAGAACCUUCUCCACCUCCAAAAAAGGCUGAACAGCUACCUGUGGGCGUCGCCACAAGGUUCUUUCCCCCACGGUCGCUCAUCGAUCGUUUCACGCCCACGCUGAAGGGGAUCUCUGCGGGCAACUCUAGCUGGCAUCGUCGCUCAGGAGUCAAUCGCGAGAGCACGGUACCGAUGCCCAACGUGAGCGCCCCGCAAGCUACUGCCCCGCGGGAGGGAACCCAAGAAGGCCAGCCAGGCUCAUCAAACACGUCUCAGCGGUAUCACUGAGGCCAUCCAAACGGCAACGCUCGAUCGGCACGAGCGCAUCAGUUUGACGACAUUUGGAAUAAAGUUUUUACCUUGAA